Brassica rapa (field mustard) is the source of this 3348-nucleotide messenger RNA. RefSeq names its product glycosyltransferase BC10. Gene Ontology annotation, cellular component: membrane. Gene Ontology annotation, molecular function: glycosyltransferase activity. Lineage: Eukaryota; Viridiplantae; Streptophyta; Magnoliopsida; Brassicales; Brassicaceae. The record is from RefSeq and is a predicted model, not a curated record.
GUUCGGAUCGGUUCGGAUUCAUUUUUAUCGGAUCGGAUUCGGUUCAGAUUUUCGGGUUCGGUUUAUUUGCCCAACCCUAAUUCUGCACCACACCACCGUGAAUAAUAACAAAAAUCUCUACAUAACUAUUACAACCACACAUUAUCAUUCGGAACUUAUAUAUGAACGAGGAAAAAAGACUUAAAAUUAACUUCUUCUUCAAAUACAGUUAACAGAAUUCAAAUAUCCAAAGGUGGUGGUAAAUUAAAGAACCACGCCAAACGAAAUCUUAACUCAAAAUACUAUUUUACCAAAAGAAAAAAAUACAGUUAAUAUAACUAACGUUUUUUUUCAUUGUCAUUGACACAGUUAGCUUUUUGUUACACAGAGUUGGCAAAAGUUGAGACCUUUCCACAGAUAAAACCCAACGCUACAAUCUUCGGUCAAAAAAAUAGUUAUAAAACACAAGAAGAGCAAUAACAAUAACCACUCAUUCACCACUCAAAUGAAAUUCAUUAGACCUUUAACUAUAGCUGAAUAAGAAAAGCAAAACCUAAUGUUCAAAAAAGAAAAAGGAAAAGCAACACUUGUGCAAACCCUGGAGACAUUAUCGAUUUCAUAGUUUGGGGUCAAUUCUGAAUAGCAUUCAUACCUUUUUCUCUUUCGUUGGAUAUGACCAUAUCUUCCGUGCCAUAUUUCCAUCCAAGGUUAUGGAAACCAUACUUCAUUUAUGGUUAUUGCAUUUUGGGAAAAUAAGUGUCUGCUUGUUUUUUUCUAUAAAAUUAUUAUCGACCUAAACAACUUCAUUAAAUAUACUGAUGUAGUGGGGACUGAUCCAAAGAAAGUACACCUCAAGAUUUCAAGUUCGAGUUUUGCUGCUCAAGUGCUAGGAUGAAAACUAAUUUUAGUAACACGUUCUGCUUCCUGGCCCAAUAUGAAAAUGGGUCUAAGAUCCAAAGCCCAUCUGAACUAAGAAGUUUUUCAUUUUAGUAACAUGUUCUGCUUAUUGUCCAAGGCUCCAAGCAGAACGAUAGGUCAUGCGUAUGACAGAUUUCCAUUUUACGUACAACUCUUUUCUUUGAUGGAUGGAUCUGUAUAUUUUUGGCUCCUGAUGAUCAGGACACUUCCUUUAGUACGUGAGACGCAUUCCUGUUUUGGGAAACUGCUUCAAAAGUCUCUUUUUUCUUUUGAACGCAAAACUGCUUCAAAAGUCAGUCUUAGUUUUGUAUCAACAACAAACUUCAUUUGAAUAAUCUAGUACAUCAACAGCAAACUAAACUAAUUUAGGAAACAGUAUGAAAAAUAAAUAAAUAAUGUCAAUAAGCAGAAACGUCGCCGUCGUGGAAGGAACAACCGGCGACUGUCCUUAGGAGUUUAGUGCGAUGACAGAGCUAAAUUCGUUUAUUUAUAUAUCCACUUGCAGAAUCUUAUUUUUCUUAAAAAAAUUUAAAAAGGUUCCAGAGUCGUGAAGCCAACUCAAAUCCAACACAAAAUAGAAAUAUUUGGAGAAUAUUUAUUGACUAGUUUAAUAACAAAAUAUUAAGAGAAAUUAUUGGAGAAACUAGAAAACCUGUAUUUAAUAAUGUUCUCUCCUUGUUUCGAAUUCGAUCACUUAAGACUUGUUUUUGAUUCAGCAAAAAGUCUCUUCAUUUCUUUAUAUAAGAAAAGGCUCGAAAUCGUAUUGACAUUAACAAUAAACAUGUGCAUGUACUUUAAGUUUUAACAAAAUUAAACGUCUUUACUUAAAGCUAAAUAAAUAAAUAAAUAAAAAAGCUCUCUUUUGAUUUCUCUCUCUUUCGACCUCCCCUCUCAUAUUCGUUGAAUCACUCUUCUGGGUUCUUUACUUUUCUUUCCCUAGAUCAAAGUCCACUUUUUCUGAGAUCUGGGUUCGGACAAAGACUCUGUCUUUCUGCAUUCUACCGUUUUUGAUUCAGCUCGAUACUAUCCAGGCAAUGCCAAUUUAAACAAAAAAAAAGAAGUAAUGUAAAAGAUGAAAUAAAGAUUACAUCUUUGUAUACCUUAAGGGAGUUGGUUUAAGCGUGGUUGGUUACAAAUGGGUGAGGCGCAGAAGACUUUUCAAGGGCCACGUCACCACACAUCUUUGAAGAAGCCCUUAUGGGUCGUCUUAACAGUUUCAGUGAUCAGCAUGCUUCUUAUCAGUACCCACAUGUUCCCACGACAAGGCAAGAGGAGCUCCUCCGAUGCUUUCUCCGCGUGGCUACCUGCUCAUGUGAGGAAACACACUGAUGAGGAGAUAGCAGCUAGAGCAGUGGUCAGAGAUAUACUCAAAACGCCUCCCUCCAUAACCGAAAACUCCAAAAUCGCUUUCUUGUUCUUGACUCCGGGGACUUUGCCGUUUGAGAAGCUCUGGGAUGAGUUCUUAAAGGGUCAUGAAGGGAAGUUCUCUAUUUACAUCCACCCGUCAAAGGAACGGCCAGUCCAUAUCAGCCGUCACUUUUCUGAUAGGGAGAUUCAUAGUGAUGAGGUCACUUGGGGGAGAAUCUCAAUGGUUGAUGCUGAGAAGCGGUUACUUGUUAAUGCUCUUGAAGAUCCUGACAACCAACAUUUUGUUCUUCUUUCAGAGAGUUGUAUACCGUUGCAUACUUUUGACUACACCUAUAGAUAUUUGCUGCACUCCAACGUCAGCUUCAUUGAGAGUUUUGUGGAUCCUGGUCCACAUGGUACUGGUAGACAUAUGGAACACAUGUUACCUGAAAUUGCCAAGGAAGAUUUUAGAAAGGGUGCUCAGUGGUUCACAAUGAAGCGACAACACGCGAUUAUAGUGAUGGCUGAUGGUCUCUACUACUCCAAAUUCAGAGAGUAUUGUGGUCCAGGGAUAGAGGCCGACAAGAACUGUAUUGCAGAUGAACAUUACUUGCCAACAUUCUUCAGUAUGCUUGAUCCCAUGGGAAUCUCCAACUGGUCAGUAACGUAUGUUGAUUGGUCUGAACGAAGGUGGCAUCCAAAGACUUACACAGCAAAUGAGAUUUCAUUAGAGUUCAUGAAAAAUGUCACGUCUGAGGAAAUGAGUACACACGUCACAAGUGUUGGAGAGCAUGGAGAUGAGCUGCAUUGGCCUUGUACAUGGAAUGGGAUCACACGGCCUUGUUAUCUGUUUGCAAGGAAGUUUCAUCCUGAUGCUCUUGACACAUUGGUCAACCUCUUCCCUAACUACACAAGCACAGCUUCCUGAGAGAUGAUUCUUGAGCCGAUUCUUGGACCUAAUUAUAUUCUUGGAUCUUUUAGAUACUGUAAAUUUUCUGGAAAAAAAGCUGAAAUGAUUCUUGGAAAUUGAUGUUUCUUGGUGAAACUGAAAGCCUCUUAUACGCAAUUAGAUCAGAAAGUUUUGGUUAAAGAGUUUUAUUUUGC